Suillus paluster is the source of this 297-nucleotide messenger RNA. RefSeq lists its product as uncharacterized. The transcript has a single exon. The annotation marks the transcript as partial. NCBI's taxonomy places the organism in Eukaryota, Fungi, Basidiomycota, Agaricomycetes, Boletales, Suillaceae. The record is from RefSeq and is a predicted model, not a curated record.
AUGUAUUACAAUGGAUCCAGUGGGAACCCUCCGAAGCGAGCCCACACACAGCAUGACCCUACACCCCGCUCUGGGCGUUCACCAAUGCGUACGGGCAAUGCGCUCUUGGAUCCAUACUCCCAACAAGCCCAGUACUCGCCGUCUACCACCCCUUACCUCUACGCCUCGUCAUCCGAUGCUCAGAGAAGCAACUCAUCAUCCACCUAUCAGUCUCAUUCCCGUGCUACCUCUCAAACCAAGGUUGAGGCCUCAACGCCGCCAUUAUCUUCCCCUUACACUCCGCAGAGUGCUGCGCAG